AUGACUGAGAAUAACACGACAGGGGACCGUCCCCGCAAAUCUUUGAUUCUCAAUGCUUUUGUGGAAAUGUGCAGCGGACACCAAUCACCCGGUCUAUGGCGCCACCCUGAAGAUGAAUCGCACCGGUUCAACGAUAUCGACCACUGGGUUGAGCUGGCGCAACUGCUCGAGGGGGCCAAGUUCCACGGCAUCUUCAUCGCGGAUGUCCUGGCACACUCCCCUGCAGGAGGCUAUGAUGUCUACAAAGGACCGAGAAACCUCGACCCGGCAGUUAUCUCGGGCGCACAGUGGCCAGUUAAUGAGCCACUAGCCGUUGUCCCGGCCAUGGCGGCAGCGACGAAGAAUAUCGGAUUUGGAGUGACUGUUACGACGACAUAUGAGCAGCCAUACCAUCUGGCGAGGCGUUUGUCAACAGUUGACCACCUAUCGAAAGGACGGGUGGGAUGGAACGUCGUCACCGGAUAUCUUGACUCUGCAGCCCGCAACAUGGGCCAAGAAGGACAACCACAUCACGACGACCGAUACGCCGUGGCCGAAGAAUACAUCAAGGUAACCUACAAGCUGUGGGAGUCAUCAUGGCGCCAAGACGCCGUCGUCCUGGACCGCGAGCGCGGGAUCUACACAGACCCAGCCGGAGUGCGCCAGAUCAACCACUCCGGGAAAUACUUCACCGUGCCCGGCCCGCACCUCAGCCAGCCCAGCCCACAGCGCACGCCAGUGAUCCUGCAAGCAGGGACCUCGAAGGCCGGCAAGACAUUUGCCGCGCAGCACGCAGAAGCCAUCUUCGUGGCGGGCCACAGCCCGUCCGUGGUAGCCAAGAAUGUCGCAGAGAUCCGGCAGCUGGCGAAGGCCGAGUUCGGGCGCGACCCGCAGAGCAUCAAGUUCCUGGCGCUGCUGUGUCCCGUGCUGGGGCGUACGGAGGAAGAGGCCGUGGAGAAGUUCAAGUACUUCCGCAGUCUGGGCUCGAUUGAUGGGGCGCUGGCGCUGUUCGGUGGGUGGACGGGGAUUGACCUGGACAAGUUUGACGAUGAUCAAGAGCUACGGCAUGUGGAGAGCAAUGCCAUCCGAUCCGCCGUCGAGGGCUGGUCCAAGGCAACCCCCGAAGUCGCCAAAUGGACCAAGGCAACUGUCGGCCAACACAUCACUGUCGGCGGACUGGGUGCCACAACCGUCGGCACGCCGGUCCAGGUCGCAGAUAACAUGGAGCGUUGGGUGCGGGAAGCCGAUGUGGAUGGGUUCAACCUGGCGUACGCUGUCAAGCCCGGCUCUUUCAAGGAUGUUAUCGACCUCCUGAUUCCCGAGCUGCGUCGACGCGGUCUGUUCUGGGAUGACUACGCUGUGCCCAAGGGCACGUACCGCGAGAAUCUGUACGCGCAACCAGGUCAGUCAGGGCCGCGUGAUGAUCACCCGGCUGCGCAGUAUCGGUGGAAAGCCGGCGUUGAUGCCAAAGAUUCUCCCGUCCCUGAAAGCUAA
Molecule: messenger RNA, 1473 nt
Organism: Penicillium alfredii
Lineage: Eukaryota; Fungi; Ascomycota; Eurotiomycetes; Eurotiales; Aspergillaceae
Product: LLM class flavin-dependent oxidoreductase
Exons: 8
Coding region: 1-1473 (490 amino acids)
Molecular function (GO): monooxygenase activity; oxidoreductase activity, acting on paired donors, with incorporation or reduction of molecular oxygen
Source: RefSeq, a predicted model, not a curated record